CCCGCCGGUGCGGCGGCAGGGAGGGAGGGAGUGGAGGGCCGGCCCUGGGCUGACCCGGCGCUUCCCGCCGGUGCGCGGCGGAGCACCUGCCUGCUGGGCCGGGCGGGUCCUGGCCCGCGGGUGGGCAGGAAGGGUCCCGCCUCCGCGACUCGAGAGAGUGGCGCUUCUGGUUUUCUUCGGUUACGGUUUUGUGGUUGUUGUUACUGGCUUGGUUUUUUUCCAUAAGGGAAGAGAAGAUGUACCAGCCCUUCCCAAAGCUUCCCUUGAUGCAAGGCUAGUGGAUGGCGUGUCUCCUGUUUCUAGCUCUGUUUUUUUGGAGAUUAGCAUCAAUAUGUAUCACUUUCUUAAAAAAUGGGAAGGGCUAGGGUAUGAAAGCGUGGAUUGGGACUUAAACCUCACUUUCCAUUCCAGGGAUAGUAUCUAGGUUGCUCUUAUAUAUUUAUGUUUGCUCCAUACCUGUUUGCAGAUUGGCAGGUGUGACUGAAGUUGGAAAGUAAAAAUGAUGCAAGUAGCUACUGGAGAAAUUCUCUUCUGCUGACGAUUAUUCUGUCUUUCUUGUAGUUAUGCAGACAGUCACCCUACCAUCUCAGCACUGUUAUCUAACAUGCAAAUUUAAAUCCCGGAGGUGCCAAGGCUCAAGAUCUUGGAGCAGAUUUCUAACACCCAGUUGUCAGGACCUUAAGAAGAAACUUUUAUUUCAGGGUGUUUUAUUCCAGAAUAUCUGCUGCAAUGUCAUUUAAAGUAGCUUGCACUGGAUACUGCUAUUAAUGGACUGCUGGCCUGACUAUGAUGCAGACUCCCGAGUUCCUGUAUGUGUAAUUUAAAUAUACCACUCUAACAUGAGACACAACUUCAAAGAGUUGCUUUAUAGGAAAAUGAUUUCUACAAAUAAUAUUAGAUGUAAUUUCUGCAUUUCAUUCUGUCAUUUUUCUGUUAGCUAAACUCUCAGCUACCGUCUUUAAGAGAAGGAGAAACUUUGCUCUGUCUUAGAGUCUGUCUGCCCUCAGGAAGCAGCUGAAGGUUUUGACAAAUAUGUAGUAUGGGAGGCCAUGAUGUAACUAUAAAUUUUUCUGAUUUUCAUAGCUUUUAGUUUCAGCCUUCCAGUGUUCUCAUUCUGGGUGUGGGAAGAAGAGGGCAUUUCUAAGGCCAUGUCUCCCCUAGGAGUGCAUUGCAGGUAUAGUAUGCAUUGUGCUUUUAGCAGUAUGGAUUUCUUUGGCCGCGGCAUGUUGUCUGAUCGCUUACUUUACUUCUUUUCUCUGAUGACUGACUUUACUCUUGAGAGCGAAACAGACUGUAUUAACAAAACCACAGCUUUGCAGAUUCAGCUGUAUUUGUUUUGUGGGCUUCACCCAGCACAGCUGACUUGUUUUGCGAUUCAGUGUCUGGGAUAGCUAAAGUUUUGUAAGAUAAACAUGGCCUGAGUAACUUUUAAUUCUUGAAAAAAAUGUUGUUUAUGAAUAGCCUUUAGCUUUUAGUUUGUCUUGCUCUUUUAUUUUUGGAUGGAGAAACAUGUCUAGUACAUUAGUUCUCUAUCUACAUUUCACUCUGAAUAAUUUGAGAUGUUUCUAUUCUGAAAGUCUCCAAUUAGCUCACUGGCAGUGUAAAAAGAGAUCCACAGCUAUCCCACUUGAAUUAGAGGGGCAUUGAUUUAAUUACAGAUAACAACCAUACACUUUGUAUCUUUGUAGAAUUGGGCAUUAUUUUUAGCAGAUCAAGAAAUCAUGUUCUUACUUUCCAAGUUUUUUGUGUACAGUAAGGAACUACUACCUUGUCUGACAAAAUUCAUAACAGAGUUAGAAAUUACUUAUGCAUUCUGCUCUCCAGAAGAAUCUACUGUGUACUUUACUCAGUAAUUUUCAGUAUGAAAUAAUUCUACUUCAGUUAUUUUAGUAAGAUUGGCUGACCUGUGCUCUGUACUCUAACUUGCUCAGCUACUGAAGAAAGGAGCUGCAUGAGAUGGGUGUGUUCUUCCCCUUCAACUGCAUCCAUGUCUUCGGACUCAACAGCCAUGCCUAGGAUGACGCUGUUCUCUUGUAGUUGGUGCAAGGGAUUGAAAGGUUGGAUCAUGGAAUCUUUCCUGAAACUUAAAAAAUCAGCCUAAGGCAGAUGGAAACCUGUAGUCCAGAAGAUUCUACAAAGUAAUGUGUCAUUUGAUGCAAAGAAUUGUUGCCUAUGUUUUCUACUCUGUAAUGCAUUAUUAAAUGUGCAUACUUUAGAGGAUUUUGGAAGGAAUAAACAGUGGUUUUAUUGGGAAGCCUUUGCUAACCUAAAUAUGCGAUAAACAGCAAAUGUGAAGCUGCGAGUUUGAUAGAACCCUAUAGAUUGCUUAACAGAUGCAGCAAACCAGAUGCAGAUAACCAGAUUUCCAUGAUGACAAACAUGGCCUUCUUUGUCUUAUACUAGUGGAACUUUCUUUAGAUUCAGAGAAAGUCCCUUUUUCUUAACUAUUUUUGCAGUUCCUCAAUGGAAAAGGUGUUAAAAACUGCCUGUUGCACUAUGGAAGCAUGGAGACAAAAUAGUCAUCUAUUGAGACCCUCAAGGAACUAUUGGGCAAAGUGACAGAAAUGAAGAGCUUGAACCGUCACUUCAGCAUGGCGGCAGCUGAAUCUGACAAGGACUCUGGAUAUUCAGAUGGAAGUUCGGAGUGCCUGAGUGCUAUGGAGCAGACUGACUCAGAGGACGUGCUGAAUGCGUUGUGUUGGAAUACAGAGGAUAGGCCUUGGCAAUGCCCCGUGACCACAAGCAACUCCUUUCCUGCGCUUUCUCCUAUGGUCGUAAUGAAAAAUGUGUUAGUUAAGCAGGUGGUUGUUCUGUACCCCUAUUCCAUAAACAUCUUGUUCACUGAACCAAAGAAAUUCUGUGUCAGAGGUAGUUCAUCGCAGCUCCAGUCUUGGACUGUGCAGCCAUCCUUUGAAGUGAUUCCAGCUCAGCCACAGCUAGUGUUUCUUCGUCCAUCAAUCCCACCUCCCAUUAACCCUCACCCUGUUGGGAAAAAGAGAAAUGACUCCACUAAUUACCUGCCCAUCCUGAAUUCUUAUCCCAAAAUAGCACCACAACCCUGCAAAAGAGAUCACUCCUUUGAUCUAGAAGACCGUCAAGAAACCAGUUGCCAUAAACGACUCUGUACGGAAGCACCCAAAAUGGAGACUUCUCCUGUAUCAAGGAGCACAGGUUUGCCUACUAGUCCUUUUGCCCACCUACCAGUUAACUUUAAGACCCCUCAGGAUUCUAACCAGCAAAGUUCAACUCUGGUGACAAGUGGAAAACUGCCAGCUCUUCCUGGUUUCCAUUGUGUUUCCAGUGACACUCAGAAAGUGCCAGGUUUGACUCCCCUUUUGCCUUUUGGAACUCUGCAGGCAACAAAGUGCACCCCUCAUGAGACAGAGAGUGCAGCACAGACUACAACGCAGUCUGCAGUGUGGAGCCCCCCAUUGAUACCAGAAGAGAUUUGCACUACCCCUGAGCUGCUCUUGCAACAACAAAGCAAGUGCAGACGCUUUCAGAAUACACUUGUCGUGCUACGCAGGUCAGGAUUGCUGGAGAUCACUUUAAAAACCAAGGAGCUUAUUCAUCAGAACCAAGUGACUCAGGCUGAGCUGGACCGGCUGAAGCACCAAACACAGCUUUUCAUAGAGGCAAUAAAGAACAAUGCUCCACAGUCAUGGGCAGAGCUAGAAGCAUCUCUAAUAGGAUCUGACAAAGCUGAUAGCAACCUUGAAGACUCCACUUAUCCCAACAUGUAGUAAAAAGGUACAUAGCUGUUGGUCAAGUUAUUUCUGUGCCUCCUAUUUCCCAUCACAAGCUUUUACUUGAGCAUUUUCCAAGUCCAAGACUUGUGAAGUGGCAUGCCAUUAACAACUUGUCUUCAGAGCCGAUUGUGGGACUGGAAUAGCAUGGUGGGGUCUUGACAGAAUGGGUACUUACCACUUUGGUGUGAUCUUGAACUUUAUGCUAACUCUGUGUACUUCCUUGGACUCAAGAAGCUUGGAUGUGCUCUGCUAGCACGUUACUAUUCUUGUGGUGAAAAGAGAGUCAUUUGCAGUAUUCUGCAAGCAAGCAUCUUCCUAUUCCCAUCUUCAGAUAGUCAGUUCUGAGAAUGGAACAGCAGAACAGGUCCCAAUACUGGGCCAUUAACAGCUGCAAGUAGAUGAAGGGAGUUGGUGUGGGUAGAGGAAACUAACAUUGGGGUGGUAUCUUUAGGCUGUCACUGUCCUUUGUUGUACCAGAGAGUCUUGCUUUGGGGUUUUAACACAUUUAAAGUAGUGGAGAUCUAUUUGUACUGAAGCAGCAUUCUAUACUCACUGCAGUCUUUGGUCAAAGUUCUGAGUGUCUUAAGACCCAAGUGAAAUGACGUGUUUUGAUGAGAAUAUGUUUGCCUUUGAUCUGUACAGUUGAGUGAAUGAAAAUCACAAGGCAUGCACUGGAAGUGUUUGUUCCAAAGCCAUAUUUAUUAAUGGCUAACAAGCGUACAAGGCAAGUGGCUUUGGAUCUUCUUGGUAGCUAACAACGACAUUUAAUCUGUUAAAGACUGCAGUGACUUUUUUUAAAACAGUACAAGGAAGGUAUUAAUUCACCAGGAUUAAUUUGGCAAGACUAUUUGCAUAUUAUUUGAUAUAUAUAUCUUUAGUUUACAAGCCUACACUUUUUUUUUCUGUGAAAUCAGAUUGCUAAGUAUUAAAAAAAAAAAAGAGGUGAAAGGAAAAGGAGCAUAAUGGCCUGUGGCGAAACAAGUCCUCCUUCCACCCCCCUUCCCUCUCUUUUUUCAUUUAGAGAAACCAGAUUAAUGUACCUGGAGAAGGGGGCUGGAGGGAGAGAGAGAUGUCAGAUGGGAUAAUCUCCCUAAAAAUUUUACCUAUCUGAGUUUGAACUUAAAAAAAAAAAAACAAAACCCAAACAAAACCCCCCAAAAAACCCAACCAACACAUUUUUCCUCCACAUAGAUUUAUAUGAUUCCUAGCCUGCUUGCUUUGAGAUAUAGCUAACAACACUGUGUGCAUAAGACAUUAGGCCUUACUAGUAGAGGUCCACAGUAGUCGUGUUACAAAAGCUGUUCUACAGAUAUUGAUUUCAUUUCAGUUUAUCUAUGUCACUCCCUCCAAUCUGAGGGAUUUUUUUCAGAGGUGGUCCGUGUAGAGAUCUGAGUGGCUUUGUCUAAGAACAGUAAGGAAUCUGGAUUAUUUAUGGUAUGUUCCUUUCUGCAUGACUAUGUUUUUUAAAAAAAUUGCACAGUCUAGAUGACUGGGAUUUUUGACACUUUGAUCAGUUCUGUCGUCUGUUUCAGAUUCUUAAAGAAACUUGAAAGUAGAGUGGAUGGCUGGAUAAUUUGUGACUAGACCUCUUCAUUUUCUGAUGUCUCGGGGAAUCAGUAUUGCAGAAGACUGGAGAAUGCUUUUGUAGUCUUCCUCAAAUAUGUGCAUUAGAGAAAUUGUAAGGGGCUUCCCUCUUGCAAAGGGUUUCCCCCUUUUUAGACUGAUGAAAAGAAAUGCAGUACAUGCCUCACAAAGAGGAGAAAUGUGAGUCAUUUGUACUAGCCAGAGGCCUAGAGUGAAAUUUCGUGGCAGGAUUUGCCCUAGUGGCACUGUAGCAAAUUAAUAGCCAUGCCUUUCAUGGUAUCCUGCCCACCUGCUGAAGACUAGUGCAGCACAUGGGAACUGAUUAAAAGAAAAGUGUUCAUAGACUAUGUUCUGUCAUGUAUUUUUUAAAAUAACCUGCUGUAAUUGUGCAUACUAGGAUGUCUCAUAACUCGCAGCACAGCAAUAUUGAAAGUUGGCCAGCAACAUCACAAGGCAGGAGGGCAGCAUAGUGCUAUGUAAUAAUGUAGAACAUGUCUGAUUUAGCUCUUUUGGAAUCACUUGUGAUAUCUGCACUGAAUGACAUUCAGCAUGAUAGAUGUGGUAGUACCUUGGGCCGUUUGUGCAAGAGUCCCAAAAGAUAAGCUUGUUUCUUCUGACCUCCUUCCAGGAAGGAGAAGAGGCAGUAUGAGGCAGUUCAUUAAGCUGAUACCUUUAAUAGGCCUAGAGGUGAGGUGCGAGAAAAUGCAUAGGAUAUCUUUCCUACUUUUCCUAAAAUUCUCUAUUCUACCCAUCAAAUAGAGAGGAGAAUUUGAGGUUCAGAAUAUAUAUAUUUUUAGGAAGUGUUUGUCCUAGAAAACAAGAUGAAGGAAUUCAGAAGAAAAGUCGUCCUCCAAUCCUAGCUGAGACAAGAAAAAGUGAGUCUACCAGUGACCUCUUCUCCACCUACUUCUACUGGUCUGAUAGAGAAAAAGGAAGGAAAAAUUGACCCUGCAGGGUAAUACCCUCUGACUUGAGACUCUUGCUGAUAGAAACUUCUCAUAGUAGAUACAGUAUCACAUGUAUUUUUUUCCCUGACAGCACUCAGAUGGGCUGAAGUGAGUGUGCUUAUAGCUGAUGGGCCUUUCAGGUGGUGUAAUUUGUAUAAAUAUACAUUCAAUAAAUCUGUGAAUAAAGUCCAGCAGCUGGUUAGAAAUUGCCUACUGGGCAUCAGUCCAGACUUAAAUGCUGAACUAGAAAAAUCUGCUCAAACUAUUAUGUGUAAAUCUGGGGCCCCUUAGGAAAUAUCCCUAGAUAACUGCAAAUCUUGGUGCAACAUCUGUAAAAGAAGGAUGUUGAAGGCCCCUAGUGAUAGAUAUGUCAUCAAGUAUCAUUCUGUUCGGUUUCUCUUAGCUGCCUUUAUUCUUAGAAGCCCUGAUGAACUUUUAAACAAUAAGGGCUUUCCUUUCUUGGUUGCAAUUUAAUAAAAUAGGUUAGCUUGGAACUGUGUUGAAAAAAUUAGUUGACUACAUCAUAACCAGAAUAGGUCUUGAUUCUGAGCAGGAUCUGAAAGUGGUCCAGUAGAUUUGAGCAGAAACAUUAGCCUCUCUGAUUGGAAACCUGUAAGCAAUGAACUUACAAAUUUGUUGACAUUUGAAGCAGCAAGACUCUGUAUUGACAAGUUAGCCGAAGACAGCUAUUGCAGUCUAAAAAGUCCAUCAGAUGGCCUGCUGGGGCUUCAGUUGCUGCUGACAACUAGCAGGCAGGGUAGCUUGAUGGGUCAGACAGACUGCUGGUUUUCUAUUAAGUUUUAAUAAAUGUUGGUAUUUUUGAUUACUUUUACUAUGUAUUUUUGAAAUUCUUCUGCUCUAGUUGGAAUGUAAACAUUUUCUGUAUUUUUGAAGUCCGUUGCCAGCUCUGAAUACAGUAGCCUAAGAACUCAGUUAUAGAUCAUGACCUUUUUGCUAAAACUUUACAGAAAAAGAUUGUGAAAUAUGAAUGAAAUAAAGUAUAUACUUGAAAAGUUUGUGGGUUAUCUUAAUGCUGUUAAACUGCAGAGCCCUUGGUUCCAAAGCUCCACAUCAGUAUAUUGCCUGUGUGGGAAAGUGCAGAUCCAAAAGUGAUACUAUGCUGCAUCUCUCUGAAGAGAGUCAUGUGAGCUUUAACAGUAUGUAUGAAUUAAAGGGUCUCUGGGAGGAGCAUGAGUAAAAGUGGGCUGUACAGAAUACUAAAAAUACAUUGUCGUGGGUGACCAUUGCCAUAGAUCUGUCAUGAACAACCUGGAAGGAUUUUUCCAUCUCUGAACUGUUAUCUCGAUGUGAUGACUGUACAUUAUGUUCACCGUCUGUGCAGGGUGAACUCCUACACUGAUCUUAAUCUUGUCAGCUCGGUAUGCAGAAGUUCUACAUUGUGGAAUGAAGAUCUUGGCUACUGAAAGCAUUACAUGAGUGAAAAAUUUUACUCUCUCUCUUGAGGAACAUUCUUCAACUAAAUCUGUAUACCAGCUUUUCAGUAAAAUACAUUUUUCAAAA
This is a messenger RNA of Phalacrocorax carbo (great cormorant), 7801 nucleotides long. NCBI's taxonomy places the organism in Eukaryota, Metazoa, Chordata, Aves, Suliformes, Phalacrocoracidae. The record is from RefSeq and is a predicted model, not a curated record.